Molecule: messenger RNA, 8909 nt
Organism: Schistosoma haematobium
Lineage: Eukaryota; Metazoa; Platyhelminthes; Trematoda; Strigeidida; Schistosomatidae
Product: activating signal cointegrator 1 complex subunit, variant 2
Exons: 34
Coding region: 64-4860 (1598 amino acids)
Molecular function (GO): ATP hydrolysis activity; nucleic acid binding; ATP binding
Source: RefSeq, a predicted model, not a curated record
GGCGGACUUCUGAAAUAACGUGAAAAUAAGGUAUUUAGAGCAUUUUAACAGAUCACCUGACAGAUGGUUAAUUUGGGAUUUAAUAAUAAUACGUUACAAGAUUUAAAUGAAUCUUCCACUCAGUCUUGUUCUAGCAGAAAUUUUCCAAAUUUUCUUGGAGAAAGAAAUUAUGCUGAUUUGAAAUGUAUAAAGGGUAAAAGUCUUCGAGAGAAAUUUCAUGAAUUAUUGCCUCCUAAUCAUUCUGCACAUCUAAAAUCUGAACUUGAUAAACGUAUCGAUCGUUUCAGGGAAUCUUGUUUACACUUGGUUGGAAAAGAUUCAGUUAAUAUCAAAGAGCUUGGUACAUGUGCAAUGUUUAUUUUAUUAGGCGAUAUGGGUGAACAGUUGAUGGAAUUGUUAAAUCGAGGCGUUUCUGUGAUGGACGUACCUCGUCAUUGUUCUGUCAAAAUCUUAAAACCAAAAAUCUUGAGUAAAAUUGGUGGUUCUGGUGCUGAUGAUGUUGAUAUUGCUUGGAUAGAAGUAUGUAAAUGUCUAGGUGGGAUACUAGCGUUUCAUCCGUUUAAAACAACCAAUCAAGAUGAGUUUAGUCAACUUUUCCGUUGUUGUCGUGUGGUUUAUCAAAGUGAUGAGUUCAUCACAAAAUCAACCAAUACUCACAAACAUAAGAAAAUUAUCAUGAGAAAUGUUACAUGUAAAAAAUCUUCGGUGGUUCAUAAUGUGAAAGAAAAAAAUGUGGAUAUAAAAGAAACAAACGGUUUUUAUGAUACUGAAAUAAGUGAUCCAUUAAGACGACUUCUUCUUACUCCACUUAUAGAACAAGAUCAAAAAAGAAAUUCUAAUCAACCUGGAACAUCGUCUUUGCUUUUUUCCUCUUCUACUUCUACAUCGUUACAAGCAACUAAUUUAAUUAAUUUAACACAGAAAUUAUCUUGUAAAGCUAAACAGUUAGAUAUUACAAAAGAGCAAUUUAUUCAAAUGAUUUUUGAUAUUUUGGCUUCAUCCAAAUCAAAUGAUGAAGUACAAGAAGAGUUAUUUGAAUUGAUUGGAUUGGAUUGUGUCGAUGUGAUUUUUGAUCUGAUCAGUCGCCGUGCUGAGUGGACAAAUGUUUAUUUUACAACGGAAGGAUCUUCUGAACAGAAUGAUGCAAAACAAUCCGAACAAAUUAAAAAUGAUGAUGUAAACAAUUCCAAUGUUUUCGCUGAUCCAUUGACUGCGUCUAAUACACGUCAAGCAAGAAUUGAAGAGAAUGCAUUGAAAACCAUGGAACGUUUACGUAAAGCUUUGAAUAAUCGAUCAUCCGGAUCUCAGUCAAAUGAUAAUGAUUUACCUCAUGUUUAUGAUGCAUCAGCUAAAUUACGAAAAAAUUCUAUUAUGACAGAUACUUCUAAACUUUUAUUACCGGAAAAUGUGAAAUAUCAACAGUUGGCACUAUGUGAUCAAGUCGAAUUUCCUUUAUCCGCUAAGCCGCCGGAAGAUAUACUGAACGUGAAGCGGGUUAAAAUUAGCUCUUUAGAUGAAAUUGGUCAAAUGGUAUUUCAUGGGAUGAAAGAAUUAAAUUUAAUCCAGUCAGUCGUCUAUCCACUUGCUUAUCAUACAUCAGAAAAUCUUUUAAUCUCAGCUCCAACUGGUGCGGGUAAAACAAAUGUUGCACUGCUUACUAUUGUUCAAUUACUUCGUACUUAUAUGAAAGAGGAUAAUGUUUUAGACUUGAAAGCGUUUAAAAUUGUUUAUUUAGCUCCAAUGAAAGCGUUGGCAGCUGAAAUGGCCGAUACAUUUUCAAAACGUCUUAGUCCUUUAGGAGUACAUGUUAGAGAAUGUACUGGUGAUAUGCACUUAAGUAAACAAGAGUUACUUGAAACUCAGAUGCUUGUUAGUACACCAGAAAAAUGGGAUGUUAUCUCACGUAAAGGUACUGGGGAUGCCAAUUUAGUUAAAUUAGUCAAACUACUUAUUAUUGAUGAAGUUCAUUUAUUACAUGAAGAACGUGGUGCUGUUAUUGAAGCCUUAGUUGCACGUACUCUUCGACAAGUUGAAAGUUCACAAACGAUGAUCCGAUUAGUUGGUCUAUCAGCUACUCUACCGAAUUAUAUCGAUGUGGCUCGAUUUCUAUGCGUAAAUUUACAACGUGGUUUAUUCUAUUUCGAUUCACGUUUUCGACCUGUACCAUUGGCCAUGUCAUUUAUUGGUAUUCGUGGAUCAAAUCGAAAAGUCCAAGAUUUAAAUAUGAGUAUAAUUUGUUAUGAGAAAGUUUUGGAACAAGUUAAACAAGGUGAACAGGUGAUGGUAUUUGUUCAUUCACGUGGUGAUACAUUUCGAACAGCUCGUGCUCUUCGUACAUCUGCUCAACAACUUAAUCAUAUGAUGUAUUUUAGAAAUAAUGAUAGUUCAACUAUAAAAAUCUGUUUAAAAAAGAUACAAAAAUCAUCUGAUUCUACUAUCAAAGACCUAGUACCUGAUGGUUUUGCUUGUCAUCAUGCUGGAAUGUUACGCGUUGAUCGAACUCUUGUUGAAAAGCUAUUUGCAGAUGGUCAUAUACGUGUACUUGUUUGUACUGCAACCUUAGCAUGGGGUGUUAAUCUGCCAGCACAUGCUGUUAUUAUUAAAGGUACACGUGUUUAUAAAGCGGAAAAAUCAGAUUUUGUCAAUUUAGAUAUAUUGGAUGUUUUACAAAUAUUUGGUCGUGCUGGUCGACCACAAUUUGAUACUCAUGGUCAAGCUACUUUAAUAACUAAUCAAGAAUCACUAGCCCAUUAUUUACGUUUCAUAACAAAUCAAGGUCCGAUUGAAAGUAAUUUACUCACUAAUUUACAUGAUCAUUUAAAUGCUGAGAUUUCUUUAGGUACAGUUUCUAAUAUUGAUGAAGCUGUAACAUGGUUGAGUUACACGUAUUUAUUUAUACGACUAAGACAAAAUCCGCUGAAUUAUGGAUUAACUACAGCUGUUCUUGAACGUGAUCCUGAUCUAGUUGAAUUCUUAGGUCGUGUUGUGCGUACUUGUGCUACCGACUUAGAUUGUGCUGAAAUGGUCCGUUACGAGCCAGCUACUGGUCAAUUAGCAUCAACAGAUCGUGGACGUACGGCUAGCUUAUUUUAUAUACGUUAUGAAACCGCAGCUAUGGUUAAAGAUGCCUUAGAACCAACAAUGAUGAUUCCACAAAUAUUUGCUAUGUUAAGUGAAGCAUCAGAAUUUGCAUCAAUGAAGGUACGUGAAGAGGAAGGCACUGAAUUAAUUGAUAUUAAGAAUAAAGUUUGUCAUUUACCGAUUCAACAAGCUGGCACAGUUGAUACAGAUGUUAUUGCAAAAGUGAAUGCACUAUUACAAGGUUACAUAAGUCGUCAUAAUCCCAGCUGUCAUUCACUUUCAUCUGAUAUGAAUUUUGUUCAACAAAAUGCUGGACGUUUAGUACGAUAUCUUUUCGAAAUUUCAUUACGUCAAGGUUGGUCACAAUGUGCCACGAUAACAUUGACUUUGGCUAGAAUGUUUGAACAAAGAUUAUGGAAUGACCAAAGUCCAUUGUGGCAAUUUGUAGAAAAUGGUAAACAACGGUUAAUUCAACGUGUUGAAGAACUCCAAUUCUCAGUUGAUCGCAUUCGUGAAACUGAUGUCAAUGAAUUAGCUUACCUCUUUCACUACCAAGGAAAAGACGGUGCUCGCGAAAUUCGACGUUUAGCUUUCUAUGUACCAAAAGUACAAUUGGCUGUAGAAUCACAACCUAUUACACGUACCAUUCUUCGUGUUAAGCUUACAAUUGAGCCAGAUUUUACUUGGUCAAAUCCAAUUCAUGGAUUACAGCAAUCAUAUUGGGUAUGGAUUGAAGAUCCUGAUCAAGGUGUUAUAUUUCAUUCAGAAUAUUGGACAUUGACUAAACGCAUGUUCAAUUCAAAAACCCCACAAAUUUUGAAUUUCACUAUUCCAUUGUAUGAACCUUAUCCAACUCAAUAUUUUGUUCGUAUUCUCAGUGACUGUUGGCUUGGAACUGAUUCAACCUGUCCAAUUUCAUUGAAACGUCUCAUUCUACCGAGUAGUGAUCCACCUCAUACAGAUUUACUUAAAUUACAACCAUUACCAGUGACAGCCUUGAAAAAUGCUAAUUAUGAGUUAUUAUAUAACUUUCCAUAUUUUAAUCCUAUACAAACUCAAUUAUUUCAUACAUUAUAUCAUCAAAAUGUCAAUGUACUAUUAGGUGCACCUACUGGUUCCGGCAAAACUGUUGCUGCUGAGUUAGCCAUUUUUCGUGUAUUUAAUGAAUAUCCGAAACAAAAAUGUGUGUAUAUUGCUCCAUUAAAAGCACUUGUACGUGAACGUAUUGAUGAUUGGAAUAUUCGAAUCGGCCAAAAAUUAAAGAAACGAGUUGUUGAAUUAACUGGUGAUAUCACUCCAGAUAUUAAACAGUUACUACGAUCUGAUUUAAUAGUUACUACACCUGAGAAAUGGGAUGGUAUUUCACGAUCAUGGCAGCAUAGAUCAUAUGUUCGUCAAGUUGCAUUAAUUAUUAUUGAUGAAAUUCAUUUACUUGGCGAAGAACGAGGUCCUGUAUUGGAAGUUCUUGUUUCUCGAGCAAAUUACAUCGCAAAUCAACUUGGUCAACCAAUUAGAAUUAUUGGUUUGUCUACAGCGUUAGCCAAUGCACCAGAUCUGGCUGCAUGGUUACAUGUUCCAUUCACUAUGACGUCCAUUGCAGAGGUUGCUUCGAUUUCUGGCACUAGUUAUGGAUUAACUGGUAGAGGUUUAUUUAAUUUUCGACCAUCUGUCAGACCAGUUCCUUUGGAAGUUCAUAUACAGGGUUAUCCAGGUAGACAUUAUUGUCCACGUAUGGCUACCAUGAAUAGGCCAAUUUUUCAAGGUAAAACUAUCGAUUGAAUGAAUUUUAUUUUUGAAAAUCAAGUUUCUAAUACAUAUAAAUUAUAGCUAUCAAUCGUAUCCUGGAGUGUUGGUUUAAUAUUAUAUGGAACUUGUCAAUUAGAUUCACCGGGAUUUUUAUACAGAAUAGAACCUGGUAGAGACAAGUUCAAAGUCCAAUGUUUUACCCAAACCACAGUACCUCUGACAAUACAAAAAAUGGUUUACUCCACAUUGACUACACAAGUACAAACAUUGAAGAGAAGAACAUCAUCACGGUACAGUUUCAUCAAUUGACGUACCGGAAAGUUCGUAUCAUUUAUUAAUCAACAGACUUGCUUGAUGUUGAUUUAAUCUAUGAACCUAUACCAAAAAGUUCAAUCAGUCACAAGCUCAGAGAUAAUCCAACGAAGACAGUCCAUCUGUAUCCAAAGGAAAAUGAAGACGACGAAAUUUACGAAGAUGUAAAAAUCACAAACAAGGUCAAUGUAAUGAACCGAUAUAAUACUUAUGGAAUAACUAGAAAGCUUACUUCUACAUGAAGUAGGCACUGAAGAUAUUGUUUAUAAUGACAAUGAAAGCUCCCCAGUUAAAUCAUCUAGCUCGAAGAACUCAACAUCAUCAAAAGCAUCCGCUCUAGCUACACAUUUACUCCAUCAUUUCAAACUACUGAACUCAAUUAGUCAUUAAAGUAUUUGGCAGUUAUUUAUUUGUGUUUGUUCGGUGAAAGACAAACAUUUACUGAUAUGAUAAAACAAAAAAGAGAUAUUAUUCCAGGCGGUUUUUUAAUGUCAACUUAGUAUGAAUGCUGUCCAACAUGACAGGUGUGAACACUCGUUCAGUGUGACUAUAUUUCGGGAUAAAACAGAGGCGAUUCGGAUAUAAUAUUUUCGAAUGAAAAAGAAUAUUAUUCAGAAAAGACCAAUAUCACAAAACGACAUAAGCUAAGAAUGCAUUCGUCAUCGGGGUUUAUUUGACAGUUGUUUUACCUUAAUUUCGAGCUCCUAUGUGGUAUGCACCCACGGCUUAAUCAGACAUCGUUCUAUGCAGUAGUAUUAUUCGUUAACCUUUUGGUCGUCGAAUCACUGUGGCCAUUUUUUUCAUUUCAUGGUGGUCGUUUGGUUCGAACAAUCUUCCAGGAUGUUGUAAAUAUGUCGAGGCCUUCAUCUUAUUCAUUAACGAGUUUUAUACAGAAAAAGAAACUAAUUAUUAAAUGUUUUUUAAUAAACUUACUAUUAAUGUAGCAGGUUUGUGAAGGAUUUCGAAUUGCAUAGUGUGCAUCUGAUGAGAAACUGUGAUCAACAGAAUUUAGUCACGUUUGGUGUGAUGAAGAAGUGCUUGUCCACAUAAUAGCAUCUAAGUUGGUUGUUCAGCAUCACGAAGCGAUUAAAGACUAAGCAAUCACCGCGAAACCUGAAUGUCCUAUGUUUGAUCCUUAAAGGGGGUUUGUAGAUGUACAUUGAUGUGGAGUCCCGCACUAUGAUAAAACAGUACUUUGGUUGUUCUUGAUUUUCAAAUGCUAUCUGAUUACACAAUUAAUAGUCAUUCUCCGAAUAAACCUGUCCUAAUAUUUGUAUCAAGUCGUCGACAAACUAGAUUAACUGCUUUGGAUUUGGUUAGCUAUGUUGCAGCUUCUGAUAAUUCCAAAUGUUGGUUGCAUAUGAAACCAGAAGAAAUGGAAUCAAUUUGUGAAAAUAUACAAGAAACAAAUUUACGUUUAACUUUAACCUUUGGUAUUGGUUUACAUCAUGCUGGUUUACAGAAUAAAGACCGUUCAUUAGUCGAGGAGUUAUUCACAAAUCGAAAAAUACAAAUUUUAAUCGCUACUUCAACAUUAGCCUGGGGUGUCAAUUUCCCAGCUCAUUUGGUCAUUGUCAAAGGUACCGAAUAUUAUGACGGGAAAACAAAAACCUAUGUGGAUUAUCCAAUUACUGAUGUUCUUCAAAUGAUGGGACGUGCUGGACGUCCACAAUUCGAUGAUCGAGGCAAAGCUGUAAUUAUGGUGCAGAAUUCAAAGAAAACGUUUUAUAAAAGAUUUCUAUAUGAACCAUUUCCUGUAGAAAGUUAUUUACUACAUGUACUGCCGGAUCAUUUGAAUGCGGAAAUAGUAGCUGGUACAAUAACGACUAUGCAAGAAGCUUUAGAUUAUUUAACGUGGACAUUCUUUUUUCGACGAUUAUACUCAAAUCCAUGUUAUUACGGUCUAGAAAGUUGCGAUACAAAAUCGGUGAAUAAUUUCUUAUCUGGGCUUAUUACAAAUGCAUGUGACCAGUUACGAGAUUCUUCAUGUUUACAAUAUGAUCAAACUGAUCAUAAUCAGUAUGUACUGAUACCAACUACUCUUGGUCGUUUGGCGUCAUAUUAUUAUUUAUCACACUUAACUAUGAAAUUAUUUACCACAACAAUUCAGUCAACAUCGAGUAUCCAUGAUUUAUUGAGAAUAUUAUCAAGUGCACAUGAAUACUUCCUAUUACCUGUACGACAUAAUGAAGAUGAAAUGAAUAAACUAUUAGCCAAUGAAUUACCUUUACCACCUAUCGGUCCAAUGGAUUCUCCACAUACAAAAGCACAUUUAUUAUUUCAAGCUCAUUUUUCUCGUAUUAAAGAAUUGCCGAUUAUUGAUUAUCGUACAGAUACACAAUCGAUUUUAGAUCAAGCUAUUCGAAUAUUACAAGCAAUGUUAGACGUUAGUGCUGAAUGUGGUUGGCUUCGUACAAGUUUAAAUUGUAUAAUUUUAAUGCAAAUGAUUACACAAGGCUUAUGGGUUGAAGAAUACGCCAGUAGUAUUUUACAAUUACCGAAAAUAACCAGUGAACAUUUGGAUUACUUCAGAUGUGAUCAUAAUCCUAACAUAAGUUCAUUACCAGAACUUAUUGAUUAUGUGGCUGGUUCACCUAACCUAUUAGAUUCCAUGCUACAAGGUCAUGUUGAAUCCGAUGUUAUCAAUAGUGUUAAAAAGGCGGUUAGACAACUACCUAUUGUUGAAAUACGCUCAUGUUUAGUUGGUCCUGAUCCAUCUGUCUCAUUGUCGUCAUCAUCACCAACACAGCUAUCUCAGUCAGUUAGAGUAUUUAAAAUAAAUACUAUUGGACAAAGUUCAAAUUGUCUAGAUGUAUAUGCUGAAACGGAGUAUCUUCUUCGUAUACAACUAAUACGAUCUUCUAUUGAUCAGACAAGUGGAAAUAAGCCAGUUAUGACUGGAUCUUUAAUCAAAUCGAAAUCAUACGAAGGUUGGUUUCUUCUAUUGGGCAAUUGUGAAGUCAAUAAAAAUUAUGGUGGUAAUUUAUUAACAUUGAAACGUGUCCCACCACAAUCAAUGACAAUACUUAAAAAAGACAAAAUGAACUCUUUGAAUAAUACUCGGAAACAUUUUAUCAAUAUACUUGUGAAAUUUCCACUACCAUUAACAUUGUUACGUAAUACCAAUGGUAAUAAUAAUGGUACUACUAUUAAUGAUAUCGAAGUGAAACAAUCUUAUCAAUUAACAUUAUUUUUAAUGUCUGAUACUUAUUUAGGCUUAGAUCAACAGAUUGAAUUAUUUUUUAAUGUAAUGUGUAAACCACCUACUCAGAUUAAUCAUGAUGAUAAAAAUGAUAAUGAUGAUAUUGAUGAAUUGGAAUAUGAUAAAGGUUAGUGCGGAUACUGUCGAAAUAUCAAGAUGAUGUAACCAUAUUUAGGUAUGAUGAUUACACGUGUAACUAUGUAUGAUUUGAGUGUUUGUUGACCAUACCAACGAUGAGUUAUUUUAUGUAGUACAAUAAGAAUUCAAUAAUUUAGUCUUUCAUUUAAAGUGUGAAUAUUUUUCUCUUUUUUUUCUUGUUCUGUAUAAAAUUUGCUCAAAUCCAAAUGGAUCGAUGUUAGUGAAUAGUGUUUCAUAUAAAAUUUUAUCGCUUAUCCCCUUUAUGUUGUAUUGUAUUUUUCAACAGUAUUUUCUUCUUCCUUUUCUUUCUGAAAAAAUUAUUCUUACCGCUUAUUACAGUUUAUUUUCUUAUCUGUUCUAUCGUUUUAUCUUGUAAAUUUAAUUGAAAUGUUAUAAAUUUCAUGGUUUGAAUUGUAUGUGUGCUUAUUUU